CUCUGUCACGGACGCGCACACAGCGGCUCAAUAUCAGAGAAUACAGCUUAGCUUUCUGCAAACACGUAGGCCUAAUUCUGUAGAUACAUCAUACCAUCUCAUUAUUACAUUUAUCGACGUUAUUUCUCCACUGGACAUUGAUGAAUUUGCUCCUACGGUCGCCGUAGCGGUCCCUUCGAUCGUUAUUAUUUUUAGUUCCUUCCUUCCUGCAUCCAAAGACCUAUCUACGCUACAAGAUGGCUGAGUUGAAUUUGGGGAAGGGGCUGACUGCAGGGAAAGUGGCCAGCAACGUCCAGAAAAAACUAACCAGAGCCCAAGAGAAGGUUCUCCAAAAGCUUGGCAAAGCUGAUGAGACCAAAGAUGUUGCCUUUGAGGAAGGAGUCAUCAACUUCACCAAACAAUAUACUGAAGGCAGCAAACUGCAGAGGGACCUUAGAGCGUACCUGGAGGCAGUGAAAGCCAUGCAUGAGUCCUCCAAUAACCUGCAGUCGUGUCUGGCCGACAUGUAUGAGCCAGAGUGGUACGGCAAGAACGAAGUGGAUUCCAUUGUGGAGGACUGUGAUGUGCUUUGGACCGAUUACCACCAGAAGUUGGUCGAUCAUGCUCUCAUCUCCAUGGAUACUUACCUGGGCCAGUUCCCCGAUAUCAAGGCUCGUAUAGCGAAGAGGGACAGGAAAUUGGUCGAUUACGACAGUGCCAGGCACAACUACGCUACUACACACAAGACAAAGAAAAAGGACGGGGGGAUUAAAAUUACCAAGCCUUCCUCUUUGCUGGAGAGGGCCACUCCAGGCUGGGCUCAGGGUAUCCUGUCUGCACACAACGUUGCCCAGAGCAGUCUGUCCAGGAGCCAGGCUGAGGAGGAGUUGGAGAGAGCCCAGAAGGUGUUUGAGGAGAUUAAUAUUGACUUGCAAGAGGAGUUGCCUUCACUCUGGAACAGUCGCGUUGGGUUUUAUGUCAGCACCUUCCAGAGUUUGGCUGGUUUCGAGGAGAAGUUUCACAAGGAAAUGAGCCGGUUGGAUCAGGAUUUGCACGACGUCUUGGAGACUUUGGAGGGAUCAGACGCAACCAGAAAGACAGGUAACCAUGGCGCCUCAUCGUCAGGAGCAAAUAGGAGUGGCAAAGAACCAUCUAACCACACUCUCAGGCCAGGAGGACCACCCCCAAUCCCCAAAUCUCCGUCCAAGCUAAAGCCAGCAGUGCCUCCUCCACCCAAGGUGACCCCAUCAAAGGAGAUGAAGACAGAGAACAUCAUCAACCUGUUUGAUGCUGCAGCUACUCCUGAUAUCAGUGUGACUUCCCCUACAGAGCCUGCAAACUGGGACUCGUGGCCUGAGGAAAGUGGUGCCCAGGAAGAGGACACCCAGGAGCACUAUGACCCUGUAGCUGCUGCUACAGAUGCCUGGGGGGAUGAUGGUACGCAGCCAGUCCGCUAUGACCCCAUAGCAGCUGCCAAAGAGGGUUGGGGGGAUGAUGGAAGCCAACCAGUUUCCUAUGACCCUGUGGCUGCGGCUCAGGAGGGAUGGGGGGAUGAUGGGAGCCAGCCAGUUCAUUACGACCCCGUGGCUGAAGCCCAGGAGGGCUGGGGUGAUGACGAGAGCCAGCCGGUCACAGAGGUGCCUGCCACACCUACAGCUGAGGCUCCGGCGGACACCGUUGAGGAAGAAGCCACCCCAGCUGCCACCACGUUGGAUAAUGAAGAGGGUCAGGAUGAGUCUGCAGCAGCUGCUGCUGUGGCAGAACCAGAAGAACCAGCGACGGAAGAGACACCUGAACCAGCUGCACCAGCUGCACCAGCUGCACCAGCUGCACCAGCUGCACCACCUGCACCAGCUGCACCAGCUGCACCACCUGCACCUGCAGAAUCAACAGAAGCAGCACCAGAACCUGCAGAGAUGCCCCCUGGCUUCAUGUUUAAGGUCCAGGUGAUGCAUGAUUACGCUGCGAACGACACAGACGAACUGGAGAUGAAGGCUGGAGAUGUGGUGCUAGUAAUCCCCUUUGACAACCCUGAAGAACAGGAUGAUGGCUGGCUGAUGGGAAUGAAAGAGGGCGACUGGCAGCAGAAUAAAGAAAACGCCACUAAAGGAGUAUUCCCUGAAAACUUCACUCAGAGGCUGUGAGUGAGGAGGACAAGACGUCAUUCCAGCUUCUUUCUUUAUGUCUCUCUUCCUCUUGCCUCUCUCCUUCAUGCCCUUUCUUGCCCUGAUACUGUAUCUUUACUAGGACUUUGGCCAUAGAAGCAGAGCUGUCACAGCCCUGGCUGAAACCAUGCAUUUCUAAGGUCUGCUACACUGUGCUAAAAGUGGAUCUUGGCAUUUCUGUGGAUUUCUGCCAACAUUUACAAAUUACAGAUGUAUGUAGCCAUUUCACAGGUGCCAGUUUGUCUUGCUGCUAUGUCGCUACUCCAUACCAGAGGAAUUGAUCAGAGAAUCCUGAUCAUACAGGGUUGAUGCAGGGAUGGGCUACCUCCGCAAUGGCUACCACUGUAAUUUCAUUAUGACAUUUUAUUUUUAGUCAUGUCUCAUCAUAUUUCAUCACCAUAACAGAAAAAAUGUCUUUUGAGACGUGCUUUUGUUCAUCUGAUAUUGAGAGAUUGAGAACUAUGUGAAAUUAUUAAGACAAUGCCAAGUGUAGCAGAGUAUCCCUUACACACACACAUACGCACACACAUAUAAAUAUAUAUAUAUAUAUAUAUAUAAAACCUAUUUCAUAAAGGUUGAGGGGGUAUAAUUACUAAAACCAGGCUGAAAGGACACUGACACUGACUGAGUAGAGUCUUCACUAUGUUUAGAAAUCCCCAGCUGGCUACUUCACCUCAGUCAAUUUGCGAAAAGACCUUUGAGCACACAAGGUGCCAAAGUCUCAUCAGCUAAACUGCACAUAUUUAAUUAAUCCUGAGGUUCUCAGACUGGUGAUCAUACUCCUGACAUCAUGCCAAUCCUUUAUUCCUACUUUAAUUAUUGACUUGUGAAACAUGGGCCCUUGGUUGUUGUAUUAGUUUAGAGUCUAUGGUGGUAUAGGUAGAGUGACACUGUUGUUAAAAUCCUAAUAAAUGCAUAUGCAGUUAACUGGUCAUCAAACACCAGCCUAGGACAGCAGGAAUACAGUAUGAAAAUCAAUUCAAACAGAACGACCGGUGUCAGAGCCCCAUAGAGCAGAGAAACAAGACUGCUAAAAUCAUCUUUGACAGGCGUGUUUUUUGACAUUCGUCUUUUCACAAGUGAUUCCAAAUAUGCAUUAGUCAGGCUUGCUAUAAAGCUAGCCAACAAACUACACCAAUGAGAAGCUGCUACUGGUUGUAUAGUAGUUAAGCAGAUACAGUUACAGUAACACCCUAAUGCUAAUCAAUAUAUAAUAACUGAGCCAGCCUCAUUCGUUUAAGAAAAAAAAAAAAUGUGCCGAUAAACAAUUCCUUCUGUUUGCAUAGAGACGACUUAACUCAAAUGCAGAUGACUCAGAAUAUGCACCAGAGCAACUUCUUUUAUUUUUGUAUGCUGCCAAGCAAUGAUUACAUAUAGCCUAAUGUAACUAUGUCAACAUAAUUGCCAACAAGAGGAUGUUAUGGAGUGUUUUGUACUUCUGUCAGGUUUACUGCUCUCAACAUAGUCGCAUUCUGUAGGUAGUUAAAGCUAUCUCACAUUCAGUCACUGACUCAAAAGAGAUUCACGUUUCUCAUGAUGUUAUUAACAUGUAAUAAGUGUGAGAGAAAACGUAUGUGUGUGCGAUUGUUUGUGUGCGUGUGUGUUUAUGGGUUGUUUGGAAACAUAAAUUCUUUAUCUAUAGGCUAUUGUUAUUGGACGAUAUCACCACCACCUACCAGGGGAUGAGGCCGUCCGUUUAACAGGAAGCUUUUUCUGACUGGACAAAGACAACUGAAGCGUAUUUGGGUCUUUUUCCACUGGCUGGUAUUAUGGUUCCAGGUGUUAUUGUGCAUUUGUUGUGUAUAAGUGUAAUUUUGCCAAGCUGUGAUGACAGAUACAUAUUCUAUAAAGACAUUCAUAUCUGUAUGUGAGUUACUGUGAGCAUGCUGACUUCCCAUGUGUUGUUGUGUGAACACCCCUAAUUUAAGACGAUGAUACUUGGGUCACUUAUGAGGCAGUUGAAACAGGCAAUUUUUAUUUUUUAUUAUUUAUUUUCUUAAUCUUAGUAAGGGGGGGUGGCAGGCAGUUACAUGCUGUAUGUUUUUUCCACCAUUCCCCCUCAAAUUAGUCCUGAUUUAAAAUUGCUGGUUUUCCAUCAGCGUUGCCUCAAAAUGUUGCCGGAGUAUCGUAGUCCAAAGAGAGUUAAACAUGAUUACAUGGAGACAGGACACAUAGAGAUACAUUUCAAACCACCAGACUCAGGUGGACCUAUUUUCCAAUGGCUUUCAAUGUUUUAACUUCUUGAGAUGUGCAUGAUUUCUUCAUGUGUUUUUAAAAAAAAAAAACAGCCUCACAUGUGAGAACAUCACCUGC
Molecule: messenger RNA, 4457 nt
Organism: Seriola dumerili (greater amberjack)
Lineage: Eukaryota; Metazoa; Chordata; Actinopteri; Carangiformes; Carangidae
Gene: bin1a
Product: bridging integrator 1
Exons: 19
Coding region: 237-2123 (628 amino acids)
Cellular component (GO): plasma membrane; cytoplasm; synaptic vesicle
Molecular function (GO): phospholipid binding; tau protein binding
Source: RefSeq, a predicted model, not a curated record